Messenger RNA from Sphaerodactylus townsendi, 2543 nucleotides. It is a transcript of the gene UNC119, whose product is annotated as unc-119 lipid binding chaperone. Gene Ontology annotation, cellular component: intercellular bridge; spindle pole; spindle midzone. The record is from RefSeq and is a predicted model, not a curated record. The transcript has 5 exons. NCBI's taxonomy places the organism in Eukaryota, Metazoa, Chordata, Lepidosauria, Squamata, Sphaerodactylidae. Gene Ontology annotation, molecular function: lipid binding. Bases 93 to 782 code for a protein of 229 amino acids. Gene Ontology annotation, biological process: mitotic cytokinesis; negative regulation of clathrin-dependent endocytosis; negative regulation of caveolin-mediated endocytosis.
CCCUGGGGCGGAGCCGCGCGGGGCCCGGCCGGGGAUUCGCGGCUGGCGAGGCGCUUAGGGCGCGCGGCCGGGCCGGGCUUGGGCGGGCGGGCAUGAGCCAGGCGGCCGCAGCCUGUCGCUCGUCGGGCAGCCGCAGCGGGGCCAUGAAGGUGAAGAAGGGCGGCGGCGGAGGGGCGGCCGGGGCCGCCGCGCCCGCUUGCACCGAGGACGAGCUGCGGGGCCGCCGGGCCGCCGGGAUCAGCCCCGAGGACGUGCUGGGGCUGCAGAAGAUCACGUCCGAUUAUUUGUGCACUCUCGAGGAGAACGUGUACAAGAUCGAUUUCACCCGGUUCAAAAUCCGAGACAUGGAGUCGGGCACGGUGCUGUUUGAAAUCACCAAGCCCCCGGUUUCAGAACGUGAGCAUGAUGAGAAGAAGGACAUUGACCCGAACGCAGGGCGCUUUGUGCGCUACCAGUUCACCCCAGCAUUCCUUCGACUGCGCCAGGUUGGAGCCACGGUGGAGUUCACGGUUGGCGACAAACCCAUCAAUAACUUCCGCAUGAUCGAGCGGCACUACUUUCGGGACCAGCUGCUGAAGAGCUUUGAUUUCGAAUUCGGGUUCUGCAUCCCCAGCAGUAAAAAUUCUUGCGAGCACAUCUAUGAAUUCCCACAGCUCUCCGAGGACCUCAUCCAGGAGAUGAUCCUUCACCCCUACGAAACGCAGUCGGACAGUUUCUACUUUGUAGACAACAAACUGGUGAUGCACAAUAAGGCAGACUAUUCCUACAGCGGCGGACCCUGAGAAGAGCUGGCGCACCUUUCUCGACCCUGGUGGGAUGGCUUGGGAUUCCGCCUUCCUGCAGCCACAACGAGGACUCUGCAUCCAUUGGAGCUUCACGACUAAAUUAGUGACAUUUUGACUCUUCCUUGAGCUGCGAGGCGACCCCACCCCCACCCCAGCCUUCUAGAGCGGAUCUCUUUACCCUACUGGGUACUUGUUAGUUUCUUAAGGCUCUCAAAAUAGCUUUGGGUAGUAACUUCUGCCUAGCAAGGCAUGCGUUUUGCACCGGACUUUGGCCUGGUCUCUGGUUUUGAAUGCUAAGCGUUGCGGGAGCUCUAAGAGGCACACUCUUGAUCGGAUGGAACACGGUCAGCGGUCCUCGGUGGGGGCAGGGGGGAGGCCCACAUUCCUUAUUAGCAACAGCUCUUAACUUGCCAUUCAGCGGACCGAUGUGUUGUCAUCUUGUGGCAUUCACACUUGAGAUGUUUAGCUUGGUUUGUUAGCGUCUUCUGGACUGAGGGGGUGGGGGUGGGGGAUGGGUGUGUUGCCGAUCACCUCUCUCUCAAAGAGAUCAGGGGUCUACGGUGUCCAGAGGAUUUGUCAAGAAGGCUUCUGGUAUCAGGGGGUGCUUGUUGUGCAAGGGGGAGGGGCUGUGGGGGCUUUCCCCCCUCCUUUGGUCAGAUGCCAAGCUAGGUAAGUCCUCUGAUGGGCUGUUUCUUUCCUUUAAGCCCUGUUGCUCCGCUCACUCCCCAACAAACUUUGCACAGUACUGGAGCGUUGCUGCCAAGGGGGGGGGGGAUCCAACUAGAUCUUCAGCUUGGGGGGCAGUCAAGGGGCCUGGCUUAUCCUGGAUCAUGGAUGCUCGGGAAAAACUCGGGAAUGGGUGGACAGGACACAAGCUCUAUCCUGUGUCUGCUCCUGAUGCUUUUUUGUGUGCUUUUCCCCUCUUCCUGUUGUAACUCCUUGGAACAAAACCUACCAACACACGAAUUUAACAACCUGGGAUGGGAAUUGCUGUAGGUGUUUCCCUGGAACCAUCCUGGGAAGUUUCCAAUUGCUCCUCAUAUGCCCAUCAAAGUGAGGUGGGUGGGAAAGGGACUGUGGCUCAGUGAUGAAGAGCCUUUCCUUCGCAUGCAGAAGGUUUCUGGUUCGAUACCCAGCAUCUCCUGUUUAAAAGGACCAAGCACUAGCUGCUGUGAAAGACCACCGUCUGAGACCUCGGCGGGCUUCUGCCAGUCUGAGUAGACGAUACAGCCUUGAUGGAUCAAGGAACUGAUUCCUGGGUCGCUGAACUUGGCAGGAACAACAGAUAAUUGGAGCUAAACCCCCCCCCCGCCCCGGAUAAGCAUCUUCCUCUGCAUUCCCCAUCUCCAAAUGGUCCGGCAGCUGCCAUUUGUAGAUAGCGCUCCAAAUCCUUGGUGUCCCCGUGUCGCAUUCCGUGAGUUCCGUGGAACUAUUGUGCGUUAUCCUCUUGAUGAGUGGAACUGUAGAUUUAGUUGCAACAUGCCGUGUUUAGCCGUGGUUGGUCGCUCUCUGGUCAUACAACCUGUGUUGCCGAUGCCAGCAACCAAAAGUCACGAGGCGCGUUUUGGCACAGUCUUCCGGAGGCCGGAGUUCUCCCGAAUGUCAUGCCGGCGAGGAUGGCUUUGAGACAGAAGGGGAGUGAUGGGGCCGCUUUCCGCAUGUAAUGAUUUGCCUUGGUGGGGGAGGUAGGAAUUGUUCUUGUUUUAAAAAAGGCAUGCUGGAUUGCUGGCGGGCGCCAAUAAAAUGGUUUUAACAAAA